AUGGAAAAAGUUCAGGAUAUCGUGUAUCCCAAUGGGAGACGCCAGCUUACCGCUUUUUCUGCAAUCUUUUACAUCCCGUACCUCAUCUGGGAGUUUACAGAAAGUAACUUUCCAACAUUCGUCAUCCCAAACACGACGUUUGGCAUGUUGGGCGCUUUGGCGGCCUCUCACCUUGCUGAUGGACAAGCCCCUUCCCUCUGGCAACUAGUCCAAGCUUUCCCCAUGGUCAUUGCAUUCAACUGGUACAAUGUUCUCAUCUUCGACCUUGCGAACCAACGAUCGGAAGAAUCUGUCAAGGAAGACUUGAUCAACAAGCCGUGGCGGCCGAUACCAUCCGGCAAAAUCACCGGAGAGCAGACCAGACGGUCAAUGCUCAUCGCGGUUCCGAUUGCUCUCGCGCUCAACUACUAUCUUGGCGUUUGGAGAGAGGGAGUCUUUAUACAGAUCCUUACGUGGCUCUACAACGACCUGAAAGGUGGAGACGAGGUCGUCAGAGACCUGAUCAUCUCCAUUGCUUAUGGCUUCUUCAACCACGGCUCACUGCAGAUUGCGCUCGGGGCACAUACGACUGUCAACCAGGGCGGAUUGACAUGGAUAGCCAUCAUCAGCGGAAUGAUCCUUACCACCAUGCAGGUGCAAGACCUCAAGGACCAGGACGGCGAUCGAACACGGGGACGCUUAUCCAUACCGUUGCUGCUGGGCGAGAGGUUCUCGCGCGUUUCUAUUGCUGUUUUUGUUGCUCUGUGGUCUUGCGUCUGCCCUUUGUUCUGGAAGCUCGAGAUUUGGGCAUAUACUUUGCCGUUGGCAGUUGGAGGCGCCGUUGCUGCAAACGUGUUGCUGCGACAGACAGUCAAAGCGGAUGACCAGUCUUGGAAGAUGUGGUGCUUUUGGUCCAUGUGUCUCUAUUCAAUGCCGCUGUUUGCUGCAUUGUAA
Trichoderma atroviride IMI 206040 is the source of this 933-nucleotide messenger RNA. RefSeq lists its product as uncharacterized. Gene Ontology annotation, molecular function: transferase activity, transferring alkyl or aryl (other than methyl) groups. Gene Ontology annotation, cellular component: membrane. The record is from RefSeq and is a predicted model, not a curated record. Lineage: Eukaryota; Fungi; Ascomycota; Sordariomycetes; Hypocreales; Hypocreaceae.